Messenger RNA from Malurus melanocephalus (red-backed fairy wren), 732 nucleotides. RefSeq names its product leukemia NUP98 fusion partner 1 (gene LNP1). Lineage: Eukaryota; Metazoa; Chordata; Aves; Passeriformes; Maluridae. Bases 1 to 591 code for a protein of 196 amino acids. The record is from RefSeq and is a predicted model, not a curated record. The transcript has 3 exons.
AUGGAAUAUGAUGAGGAUGAUGAUAUUUUCUUUGCAAAAUGGAUGAGCAGCUUCUGGGGCCACAACUUGAUCGAUGAGAAAGAGGCCAGAGGCCACAAGAAACGUCAGACACGACUCUGUAGUGAAAGGAGAGCAUCGCUACCGGCCAAGCUUUCCUCCCUCCAUACAACACGACUUCAUGCUGCUGCCAGAGGCUCAUCUUCAGGCCACCUCAGGGGCUCCAGGGAAUUUCAAGAAGACCAAGAUGUCAAAUKCCACUGCCACAAGAAGGCAAGCAGAACACCUUCAGGAGACAGCUCAUGCCCAGAGACAAGAUCAAACUCCAUUCAGGAAUUUGCAGAGUCCUUUGAAAAGCAAUUGCUUCUCAAAAGCAAACGCUCAGUUUCUUUGCAACCUGAAGGAGCAAAGGAGAGACGAGAAAGAGAAAAAUUGCAUUUGAGAAAAAGCAAGUCUCAUAAGAAAAUGGGAGAGAAAUCAGAGCCAAGGAGAGAGCGGGAAGAAGCUGAAAGUUCAGAAGCACCUGCAAAACAUGACAAACAGUCUCCAUCACAAGCAAGCAUUCAGAARGGUUAUGUAUGCACGGGCAGCUAGAAUGCAUUGAGAUAACCAAUAUUAACACUCCCCCUGAAGAGCAGAGGGAGCAUUCCUGUUCUGUUUUGCCUAGAAGAGGCCUAUUAGUUAGAAUAACCCCUAAGCUGUAAAAUAAAAGUAAAAUUCAACUACAUCACUGGC